Coffea eugenioides is the source of this 2955-nucleotide messenger RNA. RefSeq names its product K(+) efflux antiporter 3, chloroplastic. The record is from RefSeq and is a predicted model, not a curated record. Lineage: Eukaryota; Viridiplantae; Streptophyta; Magnoliopsida; Gentianales; Rubiaceae. Gene Ontology annotation, cellular component: membrane; chloroplast. The transcript is spliced from 19 exons. Gene Ontology annotation, biological process: proton transmembrane transport; potassium ion transport. Bases 362 to 2788 code for a protein of 808 amino acids. Gene Ontology annotation, molecular function: antiporter activity.
GGAGGGGUGGUUCUGCUUCUGCCUCUCAUUUCUUCAGCCUUCUUUGUCCAAUUAUCACUCUCUUUGUCACUCACUCACAAAAGAAAACAUCCAAAUUCACCUGGCCCUUUACCUUGCGCUUGCGGCCACCCAUCUUCCUCCUCUUUUUUCACUAGUAGUACUGCUACGACGUAAAUUAAAGUUAUACUCUCAGAUGUUAUCCUGUAUCAAAGUUGAAAGACUCACAGAACCCAAAUGCUAGAAUCCUAGUACUUAUCUUCAUCAUGUUUCUUUCCUUCGUUUUUCUGGGGUAUUUGUGGGAGGCAUUUGCAGAGUUUGCACUGGCUCCAUGAAUGGUUUCUGACAAAAGAUAGCAGCUAUCAUGUUGGGUUCCAUGAUUUCUUACCAUCACAGUCCCAAGGGAUAUGACAUUAUAGCUCGAAGAAGCUUUGGCAGAGCUGCUUCUCACAUGCAUAUCUAUCGAUAUUAUGUUUCAUGUGCUUAUGAUCGGCCAGCAUACUUGCCAUCAGAUUCGCCGUAUACCAGGAUAAGUUAUCCAGGUUGUUUCUCACAAAUUAUCAUCAAAGGCACGCCUUGGCUAUCUAACCAGAGUGUUGAUGGAAAAAGAUCCUGCUUCCAUGAUAGACAGACUCAGAAGAAUAGAUUCUGUUUAUCUGCGGUAGUUGAUGUCUCCAGUGCUGUUGAAGUCAUCAAUGACUUAGGAUCAGACUCAUUGACAUUGCUAGUUGUAAUUGUAUUGGUUGUUCCUGCCUUCAAAACCAUCAAAGCCAGCCCUAUACUUGGUUUUUUCUUUGCUGGAGUUGUGCUUAAUCAGCUUGGAUUAAUUAGAAAUCUUACAGAUGUUAAGAUUCUUUCAGAAUGGGGGAUUCUCUUCUUGCUGUUUGAGAUGGGCUUGGAGCUUUCACUUGCACGUCUAAAAGCUCUUGCUAAAUUUGCUUUUGGGAUGGGACUGACUCAGGUUGUACUGUGCACACUUGCUUUCACGGCAUUUGAGCUUCCACCUAAUGGUGCUAUAGGAACAAGGAUUCUGGAGUUCCUUUUUCACUCAAGACCUGAUUUGGUAAACAUCAGAAGUGUAGACGAGGCUGUGGUAAUUGGUGCUGCUCUAUCAUUGUCUUCUUCAGCUUUUGUUUUACAGCUUCUUGCGGAGAAGGGUGAGCUUCCAACUAGAUUUGGCUCAGCAACUCUGGGGAUACUUCUCCUUCAGGACAUUGCAGUUGUUCCUCUCUUAGUCAUCCUACCAGUGUUGGAAAGUCAGAAUUUGGCAGAAGAAAGUAUUUGGCCAAUGCUAGCUAAAGAAAGUCUGAAGGCUUUAGGUGGACUAGGUUUGCUUUCUCUAGGAGGAAAAUACAUUUUGCGGCGAGUUUUUGAGGUUGUUGCUGAAACAAGAAGCUCAGAAGCUUUUGUGGCCCUCUGUCUCCUAACUGUUGCUGGGACAUCACUUUUAACCCAAAAAUUGGGCUUUAGUGACACGCUUGGAGCAUUUCUUGCUGGAGCCCUAUUAGCAGAAACAAAUUUCCGUACACAGAUUGAAGCUGAUAUUAGGCCAUUCAGAGGCUUACUUCUGGGGUUGUUUUUUGUGACCACUGGGACUUCUAUUGACAUGGAGGUCCUUUUCCGAGAAUGGCCAAAUGUACUUUCACUCUUGGCGGGUUUGAUUGUUAUAAAAACUCUUAUAAUAUCUGCAAUAGGUCCACGUGUUGGACUUUCCCUCCAAGAGAGCAUAAGGAUAGGGUUGCUUCUUUCCCAGGGAGGUGAAUUUGCAUUUGUGGUUUUCUCUCUUGCAAACGGGCUUGGAGUGCUGCCCCUUGAACUGAACAAGUUACUUAUAAUUGUUGUUGUGCUGUCGAUGGCAUUGACUCCUUUGCUAAAUGAAGUUGGACGAAAGGCUGCUGAUGUUAUUGCAAAGAAGUUUGAGGAGCAAGAUAAAACUAAUAACACAGUAAAUUUUGAUGCAAGCGAGCCAAUUGUCAUCGUUGGAUUUGGGCAGAUGGGACAGGUUCUUGCAAAUUUUUUGUCCACCCCGCUGGUGUAUGGACUAGAUGGUGAUACUGUAGGUGUUGGAUGGCCCUACGUGGCUUUUGAUCUGAAUCCAUCUGUUGUAAAGGCUUCUAGAAAGCUGGGAUUCCCUGUUUCAUAUGGAGAUGGAUCACGUCCUGCAGUUCUGCAAUCUGCUGGUAUCUCUUCACCAAAAGCAGUCAUUGUUACGUACACUGGGAAGGAAAGGACAAUUGAGGCUGUGCAGAGGAUUCGAUUGGCGUUUCCGGCGGUUCCAAUAUACGCCCGUGCACAGGAUAUGAUGCAUCUGCUAGAUCUGAAGAAAGCCGGUGCAACAGAUGCUAUUCUCGAGAAUGCAGAGACAAGUUUGCAGCUUGGUUCUAAGAUGUUAAAAGGGUUUGGUGUUAUGUCUGAUGAUAUAACCUUUCUGAGUCAGCUUGUUCUAAAUUCCAUGGAGCUACAAGCUCAGGAUACACUUGAUAAAACUGUUGAACAAGAUAUUGAUGUCAUGAAGCCAUUGCAGAUAAGAGUAGCUGCUCGAACAAUCAAUGGGUCGAACUUGACAGAAGACACAGUAUGCCUUGAAGCGAAACAUAUGGAUGGAGAUCCCUCGCAGAUACCACCUGGGGGAACAGAUUAUCUGGCAGACCAUGAUAGGCACCAUGAAUCUGAGGAUCUAGCGGCUGACGGGGUUUCAUACUGCAGACUAGAUACUGAGAAUGGCUCUCCAGUAAAUUUUGAAGAUGUUGAUGCGCAAAAUAUUGUACAAGAUAGUACAAAUGGGUACUAGACUUUUUUUAGACACAUGUUCAUAUCUUAAAAAGCAAUAUUGCAGGCUGAAGAAUUUUGAGUAUGCUGACUGUAGUUUGAGCAUUAGAGCAUCCACAAUGCUAUUACACUUUGUGGAGUGUAAUCCACAUGCCACGUCAGCAUUCCACUUUCUCCUCUUUUAUUACA